This is a messenger RNA of Bipolaris victoriae FI3, 672 nucleotides long. RefSeq lists its product as hypothetical. The record is from RefSeq and is a predicted model, not a curated record. The coding region runs from base 1 to 672 and encodes 223 amino acids. Lineage: Eukaryota; Fungi; Ascomycota; Dothideomycetes; Pleosporales; Pleosporaceae. The transcript is spliced from 2 exons.
AUGCCUCCAACCCCCUUUCAAGUCGAACCCGAACCCCAUGAAUCAAUCGACAUCUUCUCGACGAUCGAUUCCUACAACCUACCCGUCAUCACUCCCUGCUCCUCCACCCCCAACCCCCACAGCCUCGUACUCCCAAUGCUCUUCCACCUCCUCACCUGCGGCCACAUCGUCACAAUCGACGACCCUGACCGGCGCUGCGCCCGCAACUGCCACCACACCACCGACCCCCGCUCAUCGCGCUCCAGCGAAUUCCCAGACCCACAGCCCACACAAAGCGGCGAUGGAAUCACCUUCACCGAUGACAGCAAAGAUAUCCACGCCGACACCCUCUACUGCGAAGUCUGCACCGCAAUCCCAUUCGACAGGUACUACAUCAUGUUUCCACCCGCAGACACCACCCCUCUUCCCCGCCGCUGCUUAGCACUCUCACGCGCUAUCAUUGCCUGCGCAACGCUGCUGCCCGCGCCGGCGAUAGAGGAACUCUUGUGUCCUGUGUUGUACGUCCCCGGACGCGUGCCGCAUGAGUUGAAGUGCGGGCAUAGGGUUUGGUGUUUGUCGGAGAGGCGGUGCGGGGUCAAUUGUAGGGAGGAGGGGUGGAAGGGGGAGGAUGGGUUGGUUUGUGGGGAGUGUAUCUGGAGGGGGGAGAGGGUGCAUGGGAGGUAUUGGGGGUGA